AUGACAACAUCCACAUGUGGUCAAUGCCAGUGGAUGGCAAAGAAUCCCAAAUCUGGAACUUGUCAAACACCUCAGUGUUCAGGUUGUGAAAGAUGUUAUCCAUUUCUUCGCAAAUCUCAAUGCCAAUUAUGUAAGGAAAGUAAUAAUGUUCAACAUUCUGAACCGCCAGUACGCGCUCUGCUUUCAAAUCAAAUACCUGGGACCUUGGCAACUCCAGCUUUGACUCCAAUAUCAAACACACCUUCAACCGCAUCUAGCCUUCCACAAGAGUUUUUUCAGGCUGGAUUACUCAGUCAACCAGAACUCAAUAACCAGCCUAACUCUUUAGCAAUCCAACGUUUAAACUCACAGGUCAAAUUCCCUGUUCCUUAUAGCUCUCGCUCCUCAGAACUUUCAAACUCUCAACUCCAAAGUUCUUUUCGUUCAUCUCAGUCUGUAAGGCAAACUAUUGGUCAGACUAAAGGCAGGAAAAAGAAGGAAAACAAGGAGGAUGUGGAGGAGGAAAGUCCUGAAAUGGAAAUCUCAAUCACGUUUACUUACCUAAGUGGAAUUGGCAAGUCCAAGACUGCUGCAAAUGCUCUCAUGCCUCAAAAUCCAACCUCUCAAAAAGAGCCGAACUGA
Molecule: messenger RNA, 621 nt
Organism: Melampsora larici-populina 98AG31
Lineage: Eukaryota; Fungi; Basidiomycota; Pucciniomycetes; Pucciniales; Melampsoraceae
Exons: 2
Coding region: 1-621 (206 amino acids)
Source: RefSeq, a predicted model, not a curated record